Messenger RNA from Cicer arietinum (chickpea), 1782 nucleotides. RefSeq names its product FCS-Like Zinc finger 8-like. The record is from RefSeq and is a predicted model, not a curated record. Lineage: Eukaryota; Viridiplantae; Streptophyta; Magnoliopsida; Fabales; Fabaceae.
AAUAACCCCACUACUCAUUAAAAGAGAGAGAACAACGAAAAAAGAGAAAAGCUUUCUCAAUUAUCAUCACCAAUUUUUUUUAUUUUACUUUUGAAAUUGGAUUUUAUUUUAGGGACCAUUUUUCAACAUUUUUUUGGCUUUUUAUUUGUUAGCAGUAAUAAUUUGAGGUGAAAAAAGACAGAAAAUGUUAAACAAAUCGAAAGGGAAAAACAAAGGUAGCCAAAAGAAGGAACAAAAUUACAAACUCAUCUUUGUUCUGUUGUCUGAUGCAUGCACGUCUUGGUCCUUUGAUCAUGACUAUUGAGUCUAUCUUUUCAUGUCGUUUUUCAAACUCAUAUUGAUUCUAUUCUCAGAAACAGGGCGAAAUAACCGGGGAAAAAAUUUACCCUUUUUCUAUCUUUUUUUUCUUCUUUAAUUUUCUCACUGGUUUUCUUGUUUUCAAUUCAUGUUAUGGAAGAUUCUGGUUCAUCAACAUGUUGUGGAGAAAAGUACAAAAAAAUCACUUCUUCAUCUUUCUUCAAUUCACCAAAGUUAUUCACACAAAAAGGUUUUCAUGAAACAGAAACCAUGAUGAUGAGUCCUACUUCAAUACUCGACAGUAAGAACUUUUCUGGUUUAAAGAACCCUUUUUGGUCUGAAACAAACAGUCCCAGAACACCAAACUGUGGUGAACACAAACGUUGUUGGGAUAAAUUGGAUUCAAAACCGGUUGGUCUUGGUCUUGUUGAUGUUCUUGUAGACGAAAAAAAUGGUGAAGUUAAUUCAAAACUAGAAAACAGAACUGUUCUGUUUGGAUCUCAGUUGAAGAUUCAGAUUCCACCUUUUUCACCAACAACAAUAUUUUCUUCUUCAUCUGAAUCAGAAUCAACUUUUUCAAGAGGUGAAUUCAGCAUCAAGACGGGAAAUUCUCAAUUGGGUUCUUCUUAUGGAAGCUUAUCACACUCUCCUAUGGGAAAAUCUUCAUCUGGGUGUGAAAAUCCAGUUCUUGAAGUUGAAACCUUUAAUAAUACUCAUGGAGUAUUCAAAGGGUGUCUUUCUGCAAGUGAAAUGGAGCUUUCAGAAGAUUAUACACGUGUGAUUUCACACGGGCCAAAUCCAAGAACAACUCAUAUAUUUGAUAACUGCAUAAUUGAGAGUAGUUGUUUUGAAUUUGAUGUUGGAUACUCUGCUUCUGCUAAAGAGAGUGAAUAUUGUUUUCCAUGUGAAAGCUUUCUGAGUAUAUGUUUUCACUGUAAGAAGAAUCUUGAGCAGGGUAAAGACAUUUACAUGUACAGGGGUGAGAUGGCAUUUUGCAGUCAUGAAUGCCGUAACCAAGGGAUGCUGUUUGAAGAGGGGAUGCUCAAAAUUGGAAGCUAAGGAUGUUCAUGGGACAUAAUUCCAUUCCCUUAUUCCCCUACACUCAUAAACAAAAACAAUUAAACCUUUGAAGCAAGGGGCUUAUUAUAUGUUUGGAUUGACUGUGAUUUUGUUAUAAUUCCGGUAUGUCAAUGUGAUUUUAGUAAAAACUGCAUUUUGGUGCUUUCACGAAAUCAUGGUGCAAGUGUAAUUUUGUCAAACUUCUUGUGAUUCAAAACAUGUAUUUAUAAUAACACCCUUUUCAUUUUUAGUUUUCUAGGAUAUGAAAUAGUCCUCAGAAAUCCUAGAUCAUUGUACCUGGUUUUGCUCUCUUGCUUCUCAACUCGACCUCUCAAAACAAUUGGGAGGAAUUGAAAAGCUGAGAUACUGUAGAGGUGAUUAUUAUUUUUUGAAAUGAAUUAUGGGAUUGAUGUUGAAUUGUUCACA